GCUCUAGAAGUCGAGAUAAUUUACAUCCAAGCUCUGAUGAGAGCUGUACUUUUCAGAUACAAGGAAUACUAUUCAGACAGGUGUAUAUCCAUUUCGGUUACAGAAGGGGACUGAAGGGGGCAUAUUUGAGUCAGAAAAGGACUGCAAACUCAAAAAGAUAUUAUCGGUAACAAUUACAAUUUCAGUGCAGUGAUUGUUACUGAAUAAGGUGAUUGAGCUCUCCAAGGAAAAUACCUGGAUAGUAUUUUAACAAUAUUUGGCAUUAUUGCUAAAACUGUUACAUUUGUAUUAGGUUUAUUGUGAUGAUUAUUUAUGUAGGGGAAAAACUUCUCAUCCCUGCAAAAGUGUUUGUUAGCCUGAGUCAGGAAAUGUGGAUAUUCAGAGAUUUGAAAGUUGUUUAUUUUGAACAAUUUCUGAAGUGAGACUACUACAUUAAAUUUUCACUGUAUUUCUUUGCUUAUGAAAACGAAUAACAGAAAUCUUUAUUUUAAUUUUGUGUGUUUGUGUUGUACCCAAGUAAUUCUGAAAUGCAAACUCUACAUUUCUUAUGCUUAAUGUAUUAAUCCUAAUAUGUAUUACCAUAUUUUAAAGUGUCAGCUUUUGUGAAUUUAUAGUUUAGGAUAUUAACAGAAAUUUGUCACUGGAAAUAAGUCAUCAAUAGGGCUGUUUGUGAAAGAAGCUUUUAGUCCUAUGCUCUUUUGUUUUAGCACACAAGAGAGUUCUUUACUGCAAUAACUACAGUAUGAGUCAUCAACACAGAAGGUAUAACUUUUAUUAAUUUAGCUGCAUGUCCCAAUAAGAAGCCUAGGAAAUAUUAUAUCCUGCUAGAUUCUGGCACAUUUCUGUGGCUUCCAUUCCUCACUAAUGGCAAGAUUUUGCUUGAUAAAUGAGAUUUAAAAACAUUUUGCUUUCAUUAAAUACAUUAUUUAGAUAUAUUUACUGUGCAAAAAAGGUAAAAUCAAAGAUCUAGUACAAAGAGAAAAGGUGCAGUGAACAACUGAAAUAUUCACAAAUUAUAUCUAUUACUUACUAUUAUUUCUAUUACUAUUACCUGAGAAGGGCUACAUCUUUGUCCUAUGAAUUGGUACAGCUAAGCUAACAAGAAUGUAAAGUUAAAUAUGUGUUCGAACAUAGUGUCUUAGUUUUUCAUUUAAUGAUCCAGAAUAGACAAUGAAAGUUACUGAUUUAUAAUUGCUGCCCUGUUUAAGAGUGACCAGCUAUGUACUGUAGUUUAAAUGAGAAGCCAAAUUUUACUGACAUGAGAAGUCAAAUGGGAAAUCAUUUAACAUAAUCACCAAGUCAUAAUUCUCCAGAUUUCUAACAUAUGAUUUUGUGACCAUGUGGCCAUUAUUUUACUUAUGAGCCUACUGGUUUUUUAAAUGUUUAUAUCCUAUUCUUUUCUUUUCAGCUUACUGCAAAACUACAGGAACCAGUGCAAUUCCAUUUUUCUGUUUCUUGUUUUUUCUAUCUAGUUUCUACUCAUUUUCUAUUCUAGUUAAAAUCAGAUAAUAGAGAUGAUUUUCAGAAUAUUUAGCUAUUUGCAGAGAAACAAAAUUGUAUUACAGUAGCCCCACUGAAUUGACUGGAAUUUAUUUCUUAAUAGCAGUAAAUAGGAUUGUGUUGCUAGUUAAUUGACCUUCCAGCAACAUGCUUCUUGGCUGAAAGGUGUAAAUCAUAAAGCAUUGAAGAUAUUUCAGUAUCAGUGAGGUACAAUGUAAUUCAUUGCAUUCAGAGCAUUCUAAUUUCAGCACUGAACCUCUUCUCUGCCUAUGUUAUUUUAUCCCUGGAUUAGAAAUAUAGACAAAGCCUAGGUACCAGAGAAAUUAGAAUUUCCAUAUUUUAAUUUAGAUUAUUUAAAAUAUGAAUAUACUACUGUAAUUCAUAUAGAGGACUGUCCUCAAUACAUCAGGACCAUGAAGUAGUAUUUUUUCUCAGUGAUUUGUUAUGAAAAUAGUUAUGUUUCUAAUGUGUAUAUUAUGUCUAUCAAUAGUAAAAGAUCACAGAAGCCAUGGACAACCAGUAUAAUCCGAAUCGCACCCAAACUUGCAAUGGAAUUUCAACUCAUGACAAGAAAAUCAGUUCUUUGGUGGCUGAAGAUCAUGGUCAGAGAAUCUUAACCAUACUGCAAAGCUUCAGAGCUCAAAACAUAUUUUUUGACUUUAAAAUAAUUGUAAAAGAUGAAGCAAUUCCCUGCCAUCGUUGUGUACUAGCAGCAUGUAGUGACUUUUUCAGGGCCAUGUUUGAAGUUAACAUGAAAGAAAGAGAUGGUGGGAGUGUUACGAUAAGUAAUUUAACACCCAAGGCAGUGAAGGCUUUUCUAGAUUAUGCUUAUACUGGAAAAACUGAGAUAACAAAUGAUAAUGUGGAAAUGUUCUUUCAGCUGUCCUCCUUUCUUCAAGUUUCAUUUCUUUCAAAAGCUUGCAGUGACUUUCUAAUUAAGAAUAUCGAUCUUGUUAACUGUUUGCAACUCUUGUCCAUUUCUGAAAGUUAUGGCUCCACCAAGCUGUUUGAGCAUACGCUCGAGUAUGCCCAGCUCCAUUUUUCCUUGCUUCUCCAAUCAAAUGAUUUCUUGGAAAUGAAUUUUGAGAUACUGCAAAAAUGCCUAGAAGCUGAUGAGUUGAAUGUACCAGAUGAAGAAUUUGUGUUGAAAGCUGUCUUUUGGUGGAUGAAACAUGACUUAGAAACAAGGCAUAAAUAUCUUCCUCAUUUGAUGAAGAACAUCAGGUUACAUCAGUUACCUGAAAAGACAUUGCAGGAUAUUUUGCACUCUGAGGAACAGUUACUUAAAACCACGAAUUGCUUAGUAGUAAUCAAGGAAGCAAUUCAAAAUGUACAGAAUUUCAGUGGGCUUUUCCCAGAUCCCCGCCCAUCAACAACCGAAAAAUACAUAUUGGUUCAUAAAACUGAAGAAAAUAAAGUUAAUCAACAUACAUUUUGCUAUAAUAUUAAAACUGAUCAGUGGAAAGAACUGAUAAAAAUAAAUAUAUUUGAUCUACCUGGAUCAAGUUUAUCUAGUUAUGGUGAAAAAAUAUUCAUAACUGGUGGGUGUAAAGGUAACUGUUUCCGGACUAUUAGACUUCAUAUUGCUGAAACGUUUCAUGAUGCCACAGAUCAAACUUGGUGUUACUGCCCAGCAAAUGAUAGCUUCUCACUAGUAUCUGCCAUGAAGAAGCCAAGGACAAUGCAUACGUCUGUGGUGAUUCUAAAUUGUUUGUAUGUAAUAGGAGGCAAGACAAGGGCAUCUCAGGAUAUCAAAAGCCUUUUGGAUGUUGAGGCAUAUAAUCCCCUGACUAGAGAAUGGAAAUCUGUAAGUCCAUUACCAAGGGGAAUCUACUAUCCAGAAGCAAGUGCCUGUCACAGUGUAAUAUAUGCGCUUGGUUCUGAAAUUGAAAUUACAGAUGCCUUUAAUCCAUCUCUUGAUUGCUUCUUUAAAUAUAAUGCUGUAACAGAUCAAUGGUCUGAGUUGGUAGCAGAAUUUGGGCAAUUCUUUCAUGCAACCUUAAUCAAAGCUAUUCCAGUGAACUGCACUUUAUAUAUUUGUGAUCUAUCCACUUACAAAGUUUAUAGCUUUUGUCCGGAAACCUGUGUCUGGAAAGGAGAAGGCUCUUUUGAGUGUGCUGGUUUUAAUGCAGGGGCAGUUGGAAUAGAAGAUAAAAUAUACAUUCUGGGUGGAGAUUAUGCUCCUGAUGAAAUAACUGAUGAAGUACAGGUCUACCAUAGCAGUAGAUCUGAAUGGGAAGAAGUUGCUCCUAUGCCAAAGGCCCUUACUGAGUUUCAUUGUCAGGUGAUUCAGUUUAAUAAAUUCAGGGAUCCGUGGUUGCAAAAGCAAUGUGAUACAAACGAUUACACAUAAAUAACUGAUUUCUCAUAUGUAUUUGCUCCUUAUUUAUUUAUUCGUUUAUUUUGCCGCCCAUCUUAGCCACUGUGAUUUUAAGGUAACCAAAUAUUAGGUGUCAAUCUACCAAACCAUAUUUCCUCUUCAUUUUCAUAGAAUGGAGAUUGGUAAUUGCUCUGUAGUUAAUGUGUUAAGACACAUCUUUUGAGUUUGGAUGGCCUGUGUUUAAUAGUAAUUUAUUAAUAAAUUAUUAAAUUAUUGAAUUAAUAUGCCAACUGACUUCCAAUCAUUUCCUCCUUUAGAUAAGCUCUGCCUAAUAGCUGGCUACUUUUGAUAUUGAGAGCAGUUUCUAAAAUAAUUCGGGGGACGGGCAAGAACUGAUUUAAAAAUUACACUAGAUAACUUGUAAUUAUCCCCCAACUUCUAUACAUUUAUUUAAAAUGGUAUCCAUAAGCUGAAUACAUUUUAGAUUACUAAUUUCAGGAAUAAAAAAAUCAAUAUGGUUUAAAUGUGCACACAUGUGUAUUUGUCUGUUAAUGAUUCAUACUUUUAAUAGUGGGAGAAAAUCAUUACAACCUAUAACAUAAAAAUUCAAGAGUUCUGUUCCAUACAUCACAUAAUUGGCUGUUUGCUGUUAUGCUUACUUUUCCUUUCUUUGCGGCUAUAAAACUGCAUCUUUUUUUCAAAUAAAGUCAUAAUUAUUAAUAUAUUUCAUAACCUGUUUUUUUAUACUUUAUGUUUACAUUAAUAACUUCUGCAGCAAUUUCCUAUUGAGACAACAGUCAUAAUUUCAAAACCCAUCCCAGAGUUUAUUCCUAAAAUCCCAGAGUUUAUUCCUAAAUGAAUAUGCACUUGAAGGAUUUUUCAUCUUAAAUCUAAAGUAGAAAAUUCAGUUGUAUUGGUGCAAUAGAAACACUGAUUUAUUACAAGUUCUUAUAUAACACUAAAUUGCUUUUUCAAUAUAAUCAAGACAGGAAUAUUUCAUAAUAAUUGCAAUUACUAAAUUUAAACAUAUUUUCUCUUUCAUUGCUAUUAAAUAUAUUAAAGCUUCCCUAAAUCAUUGCCAUUUAUUUCAAAUGUAUUAGUAUAAAUUACAGUUCAAUUUCUUUGGGAAAAGUGAUUGAAUUAUUGAAAUUUAUUUUUAUCCUAAACACUGGGCUAUUCUUCCUUAAAUUAUAUAGUCAUUAUAACAUGGACCAUGGAUUGUCGAUUCUCCAUCUGCCCAUGUACCAUUCAUUCCAUGUGCUGAAAAUAAGUAGGAUUAUACCAAAGAUUGUAUAAAGAAGAAAUAUAAUUUGUUCUUGGAGUCUUUAUUCUUAAAUAUGAUCUUGAAUUUCAAGUGCUGCUGACUACAGUUGGACAUAUUCCUGAGAAAACAUCUUUCAAGGAAUCAAACACAACAAAAUAAUUUAGGAAUCAAGAUAGAAUGUAAUAAUAAGGAGUGUUACAUUAAAUAGCUCCCAAGAAUUUAGACUUGUUACAUAGGUUAUUUGCUUUUUUCCCAUGACAUCAAAAAAGACUUUGGAAAAAUUUACCAGUUUUAAAGUAGUAGUUAAAUAGUGGUGGAGUUAUAGCUCAAAAAGAGAAAAACAAGGUCACAUAUUAUGCACAGGUAAUUGGUCUUGAUGGCUACAGUAUAUGUUAAUGAAUUGCAUGUGAAUAAAUAACUUAUUUG
This is a messenger RNA of Ahaetulla prasina, 5510 nucleotides long. It is a transcript of the gene KBTBD3, whose product is annotated as kelch repeat and BTB domain containing 3. Gene Ontology annotation, molecular function: protein binding. NCBI's taxonomy places the organism in Eukaryota, Metazoa, Chordata, Lepidosauria, Squamata, Colubridae. The coding region runs from base 2009 to 3853 and encodes 614 amino acids. The record is from RefSeq and is a predicted model, not a curated record. The transcript has 2 exons.